Molecule: messenger RNA, 381 nt
Organism: Symbiodinium necroappetens
Lineage: Eukaryota; Dinophyceae; Suessiales; Symbiodiniaceae
Source: the annotation of a GenBank genome assembly
AUGUCCUCCUUUCCAGCCGUGGUAGGGGAGGGUGGCACGAGUGUCACGGGUGGCAGCCCGGACGUGCAGGCGGAGAUAGUACAAACAAUCGAGGCUCAGGCAGGGAGCCAUUGCCCAGCCGCGCAUGGGGUGCGGCGCAGUUGCCACGGCAUCGAGUGCGUGAACAUGGAUGCAAUGUGCUUGUUCAUGCUUCAACAGUGUGGAGCCGGCGCCGGGGACACCGAAGCCCAAAGGAUGCAGCGAGGCGCCCCUUGGCGGCUCGGUGAACUUCACGUUGGAUGCGCCCGGACGAAGAUCAGUGUGGCUUUACCUCGUCCUGCCCGAGGGCCACGAAGGUGCUUCCAUUCUGGGCACUUGUGGCGAGUUUUACUUGCAGCUUGA